GGUCGCUUCGUCGACUCGGCUUCCAGGCUGGUUGUUUUGCAAUUUCCUUCAGUCGUUUAGUAAAUUUUAUGAAAUGUUUAAGAAGAAAAAAGAAGGAAAUAAGUCCAAUGACGACCACAAAAAGGAGCUGGCUAAUAUGCUUGGUGGGCUGGGAAUGGACGCUGAAGAUAUGACGUUUGGGAUGGAUAUUGAUGGUGAUGACAGUGAUGAUGACAACGCAAGUCUAGAGGCUGAGCUUGCUGCCCUCCAAGGAGAGGUACAACACAAACGUAAAAAAAAGCAAAUGGGUGAUGAUGAUGAUGAUGAUGAUGAUGAUCUAGACAAUCCAGAACUUCUAGCUGAACUGCAAAGUAUAGCUCCAGGAGAAGAUGUACUAUCCAAGAAUGACCCUACGCCAGUUAUGCAACCUAGUAAAGUGCAACCACCCCAGGAAUCAUUCUUGUCAUCAUCUGUGUUGGACCAACUGCAAGCUAGAGAAAAAAUGUACCAGACAGCAAUAGCAAAUGCAGAAAAAUGUGGUGAAACUUCCAAAGCAAAAAGAUAUGGCAGAGGAUUAAAGCAAGUAGAACAGAUGAUUAAGCAGUGCAAAGCAGGCAAAGCGGUCAAUCUGGAUGAGCUAGCACCUGAAGUGGCUACAGGAUCUUCUGCGUCAUCUCAGCCUCCUGCUCCUUCCAUUCCUCAACCUACAGAAACACCCAAAGUAGAAGUGACUCCAAGGAAUGACAGCAUACCCCAAAACAUCACUGCUACCAAAGAUGAAAGCAAAGAAGUAAAGAAUACUUCAAGUGCAGAAAAAGAACAAACUAUUGCAAUAUUAAAAACAAGACAGAACCAGUAUAAAGUAGCUGCCCUGACGUGCAAAAGGUCUGGCAAUAUCGCACAAGCCAAGCAGUUUCUUGUGGUUUCAAAGCAAAUUGGUGCCAUGAUGGAAAGUGUCUCCAAUGAUCAGGAUGUUGACAUAUCAACCUUGCCACCUGAACCUACUCUUGCUUCUCCAGCUAAACCUAAACCAGAAACAGAGUCCAGACAACAGUCAGGUAGCCCUACAUCAGAACCCCAACCAGGACCAAGUACACAGCCUGACCAGCCAAGCCAGUCCAAUAACAUGGGGAUCCCACCACCACCAAAGGAUGUCAAUGAAGCUCUUCAGCAGAGACUGGAAAAGUACCAGCAGGCAGCAAACAAAGCCAAGGAGGAAGGAAAUAGCAGUAAGGCUAGAAGAAUGGGAAGAAUCGUGAAGCAAUAUGAAGAUGCAAUAAAGGCUUACAAAGCAGGACGGCAUGUUGAUUUUGAAGAACUGCCAACUCCACCUGGAUUUGAAGAUAUACCACUUCCUGGAAAUGCAGCACCCAAACCAAGUGCCCAGGCAGAGGGACCAGCCACUACCUCUGAGCCACAGGCACUCAAAGUACGAAUACCACAACCAGCAGCACAGAUGCCACCACAGCAACAGCAUGGCUCACUUAACAGGCAAGGACGCAAUGAGCAGCAGUUGAAUUUUCUGUUAGAAAGGCAAAAGGAAUUUAAGACAGCUGCACUGAAGGCUAAGAAGCAAGGAGACAUUGAGGAGGCAAAGAAGUGGUUGAGAAUGUCAAAGGGGCUUGAUCCAAUGAUUGAGAAUGCCAGCAAUGGAAUGAGAGUUGAUCUUUUAUCUGUUCCUCUGUCACCACUAACAUCCCAAGGACCAGCACCCACUGCGUCUGCUAACUUUGUCAUGAUAGAGACAAAGGACUGUAUGCCGAACCCAAGAACACCUGAAGAAAUAACAGAACUGUAUGCAAGACUGGAAGAUUGUCUUAUCAAACAGACCGAGAUGUGUAUAAAGAAUGGCAAACAUUACCAGCAACUAGGAGAUUUAAGUAGUGCUAAAAUGUAUGACAAGAUGGCCAAAAGCCUUCAUCAAGAUCUAGAUGCCGUUAAAAGUGCAAAGAAGCAUAAAGACCCACCCCCGAAAUUCCACUAUGAGGACAAGACAUUUACUGUUGUUAACUCCUUUUCAGAACUUAGUAAUUCAGAAGUUGAAAUAGAGGUUGUUAGAUGUCUUAAUGUGCCACUUCCAUCAGGUUAUUCUGCUAAAGAUAUGUACACUUACGUUGCCUUCGAGUUCCCUUAUCCUAACGUAAGUAUUUGCUACAUAAGAAAUUCACAAACACACAUUUAUUUCGUUUUAGAAUAUAACGAAUCUUUCAAAGUAAAUAUUGAUCGAAAGAACAGAACUCUAGCGAGAAUAUUCAAACGACAAAACCUGAAAUUUGAAGUCAAGUACGAGAGAGGUUUUCUAAAAGGAGACAAGGCAAUUGGUCAAGCACAAAUUAAGCUCGCUCCUUUCGAUUCCAAAUGCGAAAUUCAUGAAUGCAUAGAUCUGAUGGACACAGACCGAGGUCGCAAAGGUGUCGGAGGAAAAUUAGAAGUACGAGUAAGAAUAAGAGAACCGUUGACUGGUCAGGACGUACAGAUGGAGAAGUGGAAAUGGCUGGUCAUCGAUAUGCACCUGGGCGGGAAGAAAACUCCAGACUUAGACGUGGGAUCUAUCAUGGCCAAGACGUCGCCAACUCCUGGACGAGCAGUCACUCAAGGAAGCAUCAAUGAUCUAGUGAGCGUAGAAGUUCUUAAAAUGGAAAAGCAGUUGGCAGAGAGACAGGCGUCGGCACAAAAGGCGAAGGGACAAACGCCUUCACCAGCGUUACUUCAACGGUACAAACAGUGUAGUCAGAAGAUGGAACAGCUACAAACCAUGCUUAGCAAAGCUGAUAAAAAGAUUCUUGAAAAUUAUGUACAUCAGUUAGUCAGUCAAAUAAAAGUGGAACAAUCUAACGCCCAGCGUGCAUUGCAAGCAGGCAAUAAGACUGAAGCUCACCUUUGCAACACCCGAAAGAAAUUAAUGCAAAAUGAGAUCAUUUCCUUCAAGCCCAAGCUGGGAUUAAAGUAAAAAAUAACAAUUCUGGAAUAACAAUGAUAAUAUGGCGCCCAAGAGGACGCAGUAUCUGCACCAUGUUGACUGGUAUCACAUGCCUAACACUGGCUAACCGUAGUAAAUCACGUCUUGAAUCUACCACAGACAAAUAUAUUUAACCUGAAGAUAUUUUUAAACGAAGUAUUUCAGCGAGGUUUGCACUUUGUUCACCAUAUAUACACAAAUAUCUCAAUCUCAGGAGAAAAUUCAAACAAAGUUGAAUUUGACAUUUAUUCCAAAACUACAGUGCAAUAUAGAUCGCUUUAAAAAAAAUUCAAAAUAUUUUCUAGGUUCUUUAAUGAAAAAUACGAAAAAAAAUAAGUCCAUUAUAGUUGAGAAUCUUGUGAUGAAAUAAUCGGAAUUCCUGAAAAAUUUCCAGAAAAAAAACACCUUCCCACAAAAGCACACACCUUUAAAUUACCCGUCUGAAAAAUUCUGGGGGUAAAUAUUGCGAAAAUUAAAUUGAAUACCUGCCAAAAACUUUCUUAGUUUUUCCUGGACCCUCGUUAUGUAGGAUGUUUUUUCCUGUUUCUUCAGGUGGUGUAGUGCCUCGUGCUUUAUAAUUAUUUCUGCUUUCUAAGAUUUCCUCUUUUUUUUUUUCCUUUACAAGCCAUGUUUUCCCGGCUUGAUUUGAGAGAGACGUGCCAAGACCAUAAGUGAGAGACGGAUGUUCACCCGACUUAACGGGGUUUUUCUCUUGCGACCGAGUAAGCUUUCCUUUUAUUGGCAAUGCCCACAAGCUUUUUCAUGAUCUCUGAUUGUUUUCCAUUACGACACGUAUAUAGGAAAUCUCGCUAAGAUUGAUAUUCUUUAGGAAUAAGGGAACUCUCAACACAUCCGCUAUUUUGAUAAAUACGUUUGGACUUCGACACAAUAGAAUAAAAAUCUCUGUCCUUACACAUAAGUCUUCUUUGUUUUGACUGGUACUCUUACAAAGAAGACUUUUAAAAAUUAAAAUCGAAAAUUUCCAACCUU
Molecule: messenger RNA, 3928 nt
Organism: Actinia tenebrosa (Australian red waratah sea anemone)
Lineage: Eukaryota; Metazoa; Cnidaria; Anthozoa; Actiniaria; Actiniidae
Product: coiled-coil and C2 domain-containing protein 1-like
Molecular function (GO): DNA-binding transcription repressor activity, RNA polymerase II-specific
Source: RefSeq, a predicted model, not a curated record